Molecule: messenger RNA, 2092 nt
Organism: Malania oleifera
Lineage: Eukaryota; Viridiplantae; Streptophyta; Magnoliopsida; Santalales; Ximeniaceae
Exons: 2
Coding region: 666-1679 (337 amino acids)
Source: RefSeq, a predicted model, not a curated record
AUCUUUAUACGACCUUUUUGUUUUCUUUCCUAGUUGUUUAAAAUUAAUGUUUUGAAAGGAAGACAUGAUGCACUGGCAAAGGGUGAUAGGAUGACAAUCAUGCAGCGCAGGUUCCUGCCCUACCGCUUUACUGUGAUUGCUCCUUCACUCUGGUAUAUAAAUGUCCUUAACUCUUCAAAAUAAUGCCUUCUGCAAUCCCACAUGCCUGACUAGAAUUCUGGUUUGGGGUUCUUGUCCAUUGCUUCAAUUCUAAAGAAAUAAAUACUAAAAUUCCCUAGGAAUUUCUUCUGGGGCUGUCGGAGUUUGGAAUCUGUUGUUCAGAAGGCCUUUUCAAUUACUUCAUGCUCUGCGGGUGUGUGCAUUUUGUUUGAGGGCAUUUGAGAUAUCCGGCGCUGGUUAUAGGUGUUAUCGAUCUGGGGUUUUAGGAUUCAUCAAGAAAAAACGAAAGGAAAAAAUUACUUGUUUGGCUGGGUUUUGUUUCUGACAAGGAAAUGGGUGCCCUGGGGCUAUGAAGUGUUUGGCUCAGGGUUUUAGUGCUGAGAAAUUUCUCUAGAGGCAGGCUUGGUCGUGGGGGAGUGAUAGAAAUUUGAAAUUUGCAGUUAAAACAGUGAAGUUCUAUAGGAGAUAUACAAUACAAAUCACUAGCUUUAGUUGGGCAUUGGGGGAUGUUGGAUCGGAGCAUGACAAUGUCUUUCCCCCAUACAUUAAAUUUCACACCAGUACUGGUGAGUGACAGUAAUAAGAACAGAACCCAGUAUAGAGCAAGAUCAAAUCCACACGUGGCUAUGAAACUAUCUUCAGUUCUUGUACAAACUUAUGAGAAUAGAAAUUUACCUGAAUCAAAGAAGAUUUCGGGUUCAGCUUCAGCUCCAACAGGGUGUCAGACCCCUAUAUCGCUGCAUAGUCGAGCAAAUACCAUCGGUAUCAUUGGAGGGUCAUCUGUUUUUUCAACUCUGAUCUUCUUGGAAAAGCUUGCCUGGUGGAGUUCAAAAGGAGGAGAGGAAUGCCUUCCUUUUCUGGUUUGCAGCGAUCCGGUGUUAAGCAGAUAUCUUCCAUAUCAGAACUCACGUUCUUCAUUUGGCAGUAAAAAUGCCCCAAUCCAAUUGAAUCACAGUCUAAUGGUAGACAAUUUGCAGCGCAAAAGGGCGUUUCUCGAGCAGUCGGGAGCUAGUUGCAUAGUCAUGCCAUGCCACCUUUCUCAUGCAUGGUACGGUGAGAUAUCGGAGGGGUGUUCUUUGCCUUUUCUUCAUGUGGGUGAGUGUGUUGCAAGGGAGCUCAAGGAGGCAAAGUUGAAGCCACUUGAAGCCGGGAGCAGCGUGCGGAUUGGUGUCCUUUGCUCAGAUGCAACUUUAAUCGCUGGUUUCUAUCAGGAGAAGCUGCAAAAUCAGGGAUUUGAGGUUGUUCUGCCCGACAAAGCAACCAUGGAGCAUAUUGUGAUACCUGCAAUGGAAGCCUUGAACAGAAAGGACAUGGAAGGGGCAAGGAACCUUCUAAGAAUUGCACUUCGGGUACUCUUGGUGAGGGCUGUGAACAGAAUCAUUCUUGCUUCUGAUGAAAUGCAGGGUAUUCUGCCUCGUGGCGAACCUCUUCUCAAGAAAUGCAUCAACCCGAUGGAUUCUUUGGCCCGGUCAACUAUAAAAUGGGCACACUCCAUUGAAAACACGCACAAGAAAUCCUAAUCCCAGCUGCAGCAGAUGCCAUCAGAUUUAUUUACAGAAGUGAGCUCCUCUGGUUAUAUGUUGGACCAUUGGGGUGUAAAUGGAGGCAAGGGCUUAAAUCUUGUUAAGAAAUCAAAACAAAGAUCAGCAGUUAAUUAAGUAGUGUCAAAGAAAAAAAAAAGAAAUGCAUAUGGAAGCUGAGCUUUGACAACAUAUCCUGCCCUUGCACACUAAAGACUGAUGGAGGUCCACAACAUACCAAGCCAAAUGACAUAGAAGGGAAGAAAUUAUCCUUGUGGAGCAGCUUGAAGGCCCUUAUGUAAUACAGCAGCAAACCUAAAGCCACUUGUACAUCACGAAUCCUAUAGCUAUUUUAUACAAACUUGAAUGUGUCAAGGGAUUAUAUAUAUUUGAUGCUUGCAUUUUAAUGUUAA